Oldenlandia corymbosa var. corymbosa is the source of this 1971-nucleotide messenger RNA. The record is from the annotation of a GenBank genome assembly. Lineage: Eukaryota; Viridiplantae; Streptophyta; Magnoliopsida; Gentianales; Rubiaceae.
AUGGGCGAAUCGACGAAAUCUACUGUGGGCGAAUCGACGGAAUCUGCUACGCUCCGACUAUUGCGAACGAAGAAAAAUAUUGCAAGUAUCAAGCCUGAGAAGAAUCGCACUGAUGGUCUAUUUACAGUGAGGAUUCACUUUAAUGGGUUUCUCACGAAUCCACCAAGGCGGCAGUACAAAGGUGGAGAAGUGUCUGCCAUUUACAAAUGUGAUCCAGACUACUGGUCCAAAAUAGAAGUGGACGAUUUUGCUGUGACGAAGUUGGGUCUUGUUGCUGCGAAAUUAAGUUACUACUACCUACAACCUGGGAAGGGCAUGGAUGAUGGGUUGUUUCUUUUAUUUUGUAACGACUCUAUGAAUAAAAUGGCGGCACUUGGUUUGAAAGAAACUUUAGUGUAUCUGUUUGUUGUUCAUAGUGAUGCAGGUGAGGAUGCUGUCCUUGAAAUUCCUAUCAGUCAGCUUACACAAGAACAAAUAUCAACAACACCUCAGAAGAUGGAAUCUACUCAUAAGAAUAGUCUCUCACCUAGGAUACCUGCAAGGAUGAAGGUGGCAGCUGUUAAGUUUUCAAAAAUAAAAGAUCUUGUGAUUCUAGAAAGGGAAAUGUUGAAGAGAGGAGCUAUAAAUCCACGAUCGAAGGCGAAAGAAAAGGUGAGAAGUAAUAUUUUUUCGUUGGUUGAUGUAGAUGAUAGUGAUGAACCUCCAGAGAUAGAAAUUUUGAAAAUAAUUCCAAGAUGUGGUGUAGAUCAUAUAAUUGGUUACAGUGAUUUGGAUGAACCAACUGAUGGUGAAGGUGGGGAAGUAAAUGUCGACAAUGGUGAUCAAGCACAGCCUUGUGAGAAAUCAGGUGCUAGGGCAGAACAUGUUGAAGUUGAUGAAGGCAAUGCCACUAUUGGUGAUGAUGCACAACAUUGUGACAAGGAUGGUCAGUUAGCUUAUGACACAGUGAACAAAUCUGGAAUAAAGGAGAAGACUAAAGCCAAUGGUGUCAAUCAAGAUGAAGAAUACAGAACGGAAAAAGCAAAGGGAAAGAGAAAAGUUGACAGUAGAGAUGGAGAUGGCAACCCGGGAGGUGUUGAGGAAACGAAAGAAGUGGAGGCAAAUGGAAGUAAAGAAAUGCCUGAUAGUGACUAUGAGCUUGAUGAUGAUGUAAUGGAAGAGAUUAUGAAGGAUAGAAUGCAUGAAUGGUCCAAGAUAUUGGGAAAUUUAGAGGAAAAAAUUCAUGGACAGCCUAAUGAAGGAGAAAGUGAUGGUAGUGGAGAAGAAUCUAACGAUGGAUAUGAGAGUGAGGAGUUUGGAAGUGAUGAUGCAAGAUCUGAAACAGAUGGUGGUGCUCGGGCUGCAAGACCAAAGUUCAGAAGAGUUUUGCUUCCGGCGAGAUCCAAACCUUUUUACACCUUGCUUGAAUGUGUGAGGAUGUUACUUUCAGAUAAAUACCAGAAGAAAAGAGAAAUGAUAUCGCGUCUUAAUGAUCGUUUUGGCCCAAAGGAAAAGCCAUUCCCGUUUUAUGAUGGAGGUGAUUUCAGAAUUUUCAAUCAUGAGGACUUUGAAACUGUUUCAGAUGCAGAUUUAGAUGAGAUGGCCAAGCAGAUUGGGAUUGCCAGAUUUGUCACUUUCUACUCUAUAAGUGACCAGAAUGGCGUUGAGGCGAUUGUCGGUGAUAGGAGAGUUUCCAUUCUCCGCUCUGAUGCUCUAGUUGAUGACUCUAGAUUAAUCGUCCUUUAUGCCUUGAAUAAAGCGGAUGAAUACUGGUUUGCUCGGAACAAUAAUUCUAUGAUUAAUGAUGAUGAGAUCGAUGGUGACGUAGAUCUCAGUUGCUAUUGUGAUGAAUGUUGGCUAGCUAAGCACUCUAGGCUUGAUCCAAACGUCGAAUUAGUUGAUGAUGAAGAGGAUGAUGUUUUUUCUUGUGAUGAAUUAGAUUGUGAAAUUUGUAAGGCCAAUUUUCUCUAUGGUACUAGUGAUGCCAAGUGA